This is a messenger RNA of Triticum urartu, 1704 nucleotides long. RefSeq lists its product as uncharacterized. Lineage: Eukaryota; Viridiplantae; Streptophyta; Magnoliopsida; Poales; Poaceae. Gene Ontology annotation, biological process: RNA polymerase III preinitiation complex assembly. Gene Ontology annotation, molecular function: TFIIIC-class transcription factor complex binding. Gene Ontology annotation, cellular component: transcription factor TFIIIB complex. The record is from RefSeq and is a predicted model, not a curated record.
GCCACGACUUUCUGCUAAAAAAAAAAAACUUCCUCUUCCGCUCGCCGCCGCGGCUCCCCCUCCGCGCGCCGCCGGUACGACCGCCCCUGCGGCGCCCCACCUCCCCUCCCGCGUCGCGUUCAUCUCUCCUCACCCGCCUAGGUUACUCCUCGGUCGAGCGGCCCCGCCCCCACGUCGCUCCCUCAACUGCUUCCCUCUCCCAUCUGCUGGUUUCCCGGCAUGCUUUAGCGCCACUCACUGGCCGCCGCCGUCCUUGCGUCACGGGUGCAGAUUUGGUUGCAAUCUACUUAUGUUUCCUGAUAUUCGAUCUGGAUUUCCAACAGAUCAGAACUGCCUGAGAAGAAGCAGCAGAAAAAUAAAAGUGAAGUAUCAUCACCUGGUCGUAAGAGAGCCAUGAAAGAUAAAUUGACAGAACGGACUGACAAGAAGCUUACUCACAGAAUUCGUCAAAAAAGAACAAAAGUUUCAGAAGUCAAAACUUUACUGGAAAAACCUGAUCAUGAGAUAGCACAUAUGAAGCUAAGUGUGAUGCAUCUCAGAUUGUUACAAGAGGCCAGAGAGCGUAUUAAGAGUAAAACAAUUCUGUCAGGACCAUCAUCCUCUAAUCAAAGCAACUCCCAGUUUGGAGAUACCAACAGUUUUGAUCCUUUUGAAGAGAACUAUGAAGAGAACUAUGACAAUGACAGAAGAGAGAACCACGUGCUAGAAAAUGCAACCAAACUGAAUUACCAUUCCUACAUGAACAAACAAACACGGGCCAAAUGGUCGAAAUCUGACACUGACUUAUUUUACCAGGGUCUUCAACAAUUUGGUAGUGAUUUUGCAAUGAUACAGCAACUAUUCCCAGAUAAGUCCCGUGAUCAGGUGCGGCAGAAGUUUAAGACUGAGGAGAAAAAACAUCCAAUGCAAGUCCACGAUGCUAUACUUCAUCGCUCAAGAGAUACUUUGUAUUUAAAACAAGUAAUCAAACAGCUCAACAUCGAAGAUCUGCAGAGGGGCAUGAGCAGUACACAUAAACAAGAGGUUGCAUCAAUUGAAGGAGACACUGGAAAUGAGCAUGUGUUGCAGGAUUUCAUCGAGGAGGUAGAGAAUGGUUCAAAUUGGUCAGAUAAAGAGCUGGGCACGCGCCAAUCUGAGGGUCUUCAACAAUUUGGUAGCAAUUUUGCAAUGAUACAGCAACUAUUCCCUGAUAAGUCCCGUGAUCAGGUGCGGCAAAAGUUUAAAACUGAGGAGAAAAAACAUCCAAUGCAAGUCCACGAUGCUAUACUUCAUCGCUCAAGAGAUACUUUGUAUUUGAAACAAGUAAUCAAACAGCUCAACAUCGAAGAUCUGCAGAGGGGCAUGAACAGUGCACAGAAACAAGAGGUUGGAUCAAUUGAAGGAGACACUGGAAAUGAGCAUGUUUUGCAGGAUUUCAUCAAGGAGGAAGAGAAUGGUUCAAAUUGGUCAGAUAAAGAGCUGGCCACACGCCAAUCUGAGGCCAGAGAAGGGGAGCAUGUUUCUGGGAAUGCUGAUGAUGACCUGGAUCUGGAUGUUUUUGACUGGUACUAGGAUGAUAAUCAUGAUGAAAAUCAGGCAAAAACGAUACGGGUCUCGUUAUUCUGCCAAUGUGCUAAGGACAUGUCCUGUCUCAGAUAUGUUUGCUCACGGGAUUACCGAGUUACGGAUGCAAAUAAAAUAGUACAGUUGUUAGGCCGAAUGCAA